AUCAUUUUGAAAAGUUUACUACAGAUUGUUUUCGUUUAUUUUUGUUUUAAAAAAUGUUUUUACGAACUUUAGAUAAUAAAUUGACCAAUCAAAUAUUCUACAGUUUCAGGAAUUUCCCAAAAACAGCUCUUUCUUUCAGUGCCACAAAGAGACUGUCUUCUGAAGACUUGAUACAAAUUGCUUUGUCAAAUGUUAAAGUAAAGAAACCAGGAGACUGGACUAGAGUAAAAGAAUUUGUUUUUGCACAUGAAUCGAAUAGAUCUCAAUUUUAUGGGGCGCACAAUAUCGAUGGCAUCAUUAUGGGAACUUUGGGCAGGAUAGAGAGAUUGGAUUUGGCCCAAAGCUACUUGAAAUACCUCCAAUCUGAGCUAACCAAACCAAAUUUGGCUACCUUAGGCAGAUAUUUAAGAUUGCUGUAUGAUAGUGCCAAAGAUAAAAUUACCGAAGCUCAAGAACAAGAAAUUUUAAGUAUUUGUAUGGAAAUCCAACGAAACAAUUCAAUUUUGGAUUCAAGAACUCUAGAAAAUAUGGCCUUACCUCUUUCACUAACUAAAGAAUGGCAAAAAUGUUUCAAUAUCAUACAGGAAAUUAAAAGGACUUCCAGUGUCAGUACAACAGUUUAUAGUGCAGUAGCUGCUUCGGCAUUUAUCAACAAUGAAGAAGACUUAGCUUGGAAUUUAUUGAAUGAAGUAUUGUCCUUGGAUAAAUUACCUCUAAGCGUCGCAUUUUUGUCCUACAUUGAAGUUUUAAAAAAGCAAAAGAGAAAAGUUGAUUUAGUGAAGUUGUUGACAUUUUUCAAAGAAUCUGAAAUGCUUUGCCAUGAAGAAGUUGUAAAUGGGAUUCUUAAAGAUUUCAAUGUUGGCCAAAAAACAACAAUAAAAUUUUCAGGUGAGUGCCAAAAUUGCCUCUCAAAACUUAAAAAGCUGGAAUUAACUGAUGCAGAAUUCAGUGAGUUGAAAGAAGUAUUUUUCAAAAACGCCAUCAUAGGCAAAGAUUUAUUUAUAAAAACAAAUCCAGAUGAAAUGAGAAAAUUUCAACAAUUUGUCAAUAGUAUGGAACAAUAUGAUGUUGUUUUGGAUGGAUUAAAUAUUGCUUAUUCUACUGGGGUACAGAAAGGACCCGAAGUAUUUUCUAGAAAGUUGUGUUCAGUUAUUUCGCACUUUAGACAACAAAAUAAGUCUGUCCUUAUGCUAGGAAGAGUCCACAUGACUAGAUGGCCCAAAAAUAAUUGGCACUACAUUAAAAAAAACUCUUCCAUUUUUUUAACACAAAAUAUUUCACAGGAUGAUCCUUACUUAUUAUACUGUGCCCUACAUUCAGGAAAAAAUACAAUAAUUGUCUCUCGAGACUUGAUGAGAGGCCAUAAGUUUCUUUUAAAAGAAAGAAAAUAUAAAAUUCUCUUCAACAGAUGGUUAUCACAAAGACAAUACUUUUUGUCAUAUGUUGAUGAUAAUGGCAAAGCCAGUUUUAGAAUACCUCCUCAUUUUAGUGUUAUGACUCAAAAGAUUGACGGUAUAUGGCAUGUUCCUUAUAUUCCAGAAGGAAAUGGUACUUUGAAUGAAAGUUACCAUAAAACUUGGUUAUGUUUUGGGCGAGGUUUUGGGAGUAACUAACAGAUAUUUUGUUUAUUAAACAUUUUUUUAAUUAAAUUAGUCUUAAAAUUAUUUACUUAUUCACUGGGUUUAUACUUACAACUAAGCUGAAGAAAUAUCUGUUUUCAACAUCUUGUUUUCUUAUGUAUUGUAUGUACUUCAUUGCUUGCCUUGUUUCUGAAUACGGUUUUGAAAAGUCACGCUUUUGGCCUUUUUAAGUCAAUUUUCUCAGUAAUCAAUCUAAUUUAAACCAGGAGUCUCAACUGCCUUUUCCCCGAGCUUUUCCAUUAGGUUUUCAAAUGUAGCAUUCUAAAAUCAUCCAUAGGAAGAUUUGACUAUUUUGGUUUAGUUUGAAAAAGUUGGAGCUGUUAAAAGUAUUGAGUAUGUUUUCGUUGUGACCGAGUCAAUAGAAAUGCAUCCAAUAACCUACUUAACCUUCCUAUAACACAUACAACGAUUGAAGCAAUAGCUGUUCUGAGAAAAUGUUCAUUUCAGAAAUUAAUUUUUGGCCCAAACAGUUUUCUCUUUUCAAAACUACGUAUCAAAACGUUCCUUUGCAUGGACUUAAGCAAACCAAGCUACUUAUGAACUUCAAAAAAUCUAGUCCUCAACAUACACUUCCUAUUUACACCACACCAAACAAUUCAAAGAUUAUUUCACAAAUUCUCAUAAUUCAUCAACGCAUUUUUAGGCUCAAUAUUAUGCACUUGUCUCAAAUGACUAUUCCUAUCAUAAUUAUCCCGAAAUCUUUUAUCACAACAAUCACAUUUUACCGGUUUUUCUCCAGUAUGAGUCAAAAUGUGUCUUUGCAAUUUGUUUUUAUAAGCGAAUAUUUUCGGGCACACUGGGCAGUUCAAUUUUUUUUCUGGAGUUUUCACCACAAAAUUACCCAUGUCAUGUUCAAUUUUCAUGUGUCUUCUCAAGGUCUCCUUUUUCUUGUAGUCUUUCAAACACAAGCCACACUUGAAGAGCCUCUCAUUUGAGUGGCUCAUAAGAUGUGUUUGUAAAUCAAUUUUCUCCACAAACUUCUUGUCACACAAGUGACAAAGAAAGUCUUUAAUGCCUUCAUGUCUCCUCAUAUGUUUUAUUAAAUUAUUGUUCAGAGGAAAUUUCUUGCCACAAACUGUACAAAUAAACUUCCAAGUUUCAGGAUUUUGAUGCAUCUGCAGUUUAUGUGUUCUCAAAUUGCUGUGAGUCUUGAAGCUUCUAUCACACUCGUCGCAACCAUACUGUCUAAUAUUAUCAUGUGUUUUAUUAUGUUGCCAUAAAUCGUUGGAGGAUACAAAAGAUUUUCCACAAGACGAACAUAUAAAUGGCCUUUCGUUAUUAUGUUUUCUUAUGUGUAUGUUUAGGUUGUGUUGGCUAUAGUAUUUGGCUUCACAUAAAUCGCAUUUGAAGGGUUUUUCAAAGGUGUGCUUCGAUCUGACGUGUUGUACAUAUCUGUCCGUUCUCGUAAACUCCAGUAGGCAGUACUCGCAUUUUUGAGGACCUUUGAAUUUUGGACCUCUCUUCUUACCCUUGUAAGGUUUCUUUUCUUUAUGAGAUAAUAAUUCUUCUGAACUGCUAUAAUCAUAAACAUUAUUUUCUGAAUCACUGAAAGUUUUGUCACUUUUGAUUUCUUCUUUGGUUUGAUUUUUGUUUUCUGUAUCAAAAAUUAUAAGCGAUUGCAAAUGUUUUUUAUCUUCUUCUUCUGUUUUGACUUCAUUUUUAAUAUUGUCGGUAUUAUGAUCAGAUUUGGAUUCUUUUCCUGAUUUUCUUUUCACAUUUUUUUUGGGGUUUAGAUGUAUUCGAGUUAUGUGAAGACUUAAGGUACGUUUCAAUCUGAAAUACAGACACAAAAAGGUAAGUUGAUUUAAUUUAGGUUCAAUUUGAUUCCAAUAAAACCAAGUUUCAGUUAUCUGAAUACUUCACUAGUUCACACUAGAGUUCUAAUUGGAACCAGAGAAAGACUUUAAAAAAAGGUGAAUAAUUUUGGAUUGCACAGGGUGUCCCAUUUUGGUUGUACAUAAGGGAUAACUUGGAAAUUACUGGCAUAACUAGCGCUGCAGAACAGAUAGUCAGCAACAAUAUCACUGACAAGAUUGUACACAUCCACACCGACUGCAUACAAGCAGUAAUUGCCCUAUCUAAAUUCUAGACCAUCACUCACAACUCACUACAUAAGAAAAAUAACUAUGCUAAGGGUUAAAGUCGUGUCCAACAACGAAGGUUUGGCUCCCAAUACCCAUACAUUGGUCCUGCAACAUAUCAGAGGGAGCAGUUUAGUAGGUACCGAGGAAAUCAAGAGCAGAACCAGAAUCGCCCUCACCAUCCAGAGUUUAGGUAAAAGUGCAGUAUAGCCCGGUCACCUAAAAUAGUAUUUUUUUAAAAUAAGAAUCAUUUGUUCAACGUUUAAAUAGUGAAUUUUGAAGUGAAUGUUCCAGCGGAAAUUUUCAAUUGAAAAAGUUUAUUAUCCUGUUCCUACCUUUUAGAUAUGAGUUUUUAUAUUACCC
Messenger RNA from Ceutorhynchus assimilis (cabbage seed weevil), 4084 nucleotides. Lineage: Eukaryota; Metazoa; Arthropoda; Insecta; Coleoptera; Curculionidae. The record is from the annotation of a GenBank genome assembly.